Molecule: messenger RNA, 4229 nt
Organism: Rhea pennata
Lineage: Eukaryota; Metazoa; Chordata; Aves; Rheiformes; Rheidae
Gene: FEM1C
Product: fem-1 homolog C
Exons: 3
Coding region: 296-2149 (617 amino acids)
Molecular function (GO): protein binding
Source: RefSeq, a predicted model, not a curated record
UCUGGGUGGCGGCGGCCAGUUGCGGGGGGAGCGGCCUGUCAUGGAGGAGCGGGACGGCGCGCCGGCGGCGGCGGGCGCUUCCGCGUGAGGGCGGCUCCGGCGGCGGCCCGGGAAGAUUUCUCAGUGCUUUGUCAGGACCUCGUUCGGAGUCUCCAUGUUGUCCCGCCUCCGUGAAACUGGUCUGAGAAAAAGUACGGGACAGUCUGUUUGGGCUCUGUGUUUCCAGUAAGCUUUGGUUCCUGACCCCGAGCAAGACAGCUGUGUAUCCUUCAAGCAGCAGAGAGGUACAGACUAAAUGGAUCUAAAGACAGCAGUGUUCAAUGCAGCUCGUGAUGGCAAGCUGCGGCUCCUUUCCAAGUUACUGGCAAGCAAAACAAGGGAAGAGGUGGCCUUACUUAUGUCAGAAAAAACCAAUGGUGCCACACCACUUCUGAUGGCAGCCCGUUAUGGGCACCUUGACAUGGUGGAAUACUUGCUGGACCAUUGCUCUGCUUCAAUAGAAGUUGGUGGCUCAGUGAAUUUUGAUGGUGAGACCAUUGAGGGAGCCCCGCCAUUAUGGGCAGCAUCAGCUGCUGGUCACUUAAAGGUGGUUCAGUGUCUGUUAGAUCACGGUGCGUCUGUCAACAACACAACCCUGACAAAUUCAACGCCACUUAGAGCUGCUUGUUUCGAUGGUCACCUGGAAAUAGUAAAAUACCUCGUGGAGCACAAAGCCGACUUGGAAGUAUCAAACCGUCAUGGGCAUACGUGCUUGAUGAUCUCCUGUUACAAGGGCCACAAAGAAAUUGCUCAGUAUUUACUUGAAAAAGGAGCAGAUGUUAACAGAAAAAGUGUUAAAGGAAACACCGCAUUACAUGACUGUGCAGAAUCUGGAAGUUUGGAGAUCAUGAAGAUGCUUCUCAAGUAUUGUGCUAAGAUGGAAAAGGACGGCUAUGGAAUGACUCCCCUUCUCUCAGCCAGUGUGACUGGCCACACAAAUAUUGUGGACUUUCUGACACAGCAUGUACAGACCAGUAAGACAGAGCGCAUAAAUGCCCUAGAACUUCUAGGAGCAACAUUUGUGGACAAAAAGAGAGAUCUGCUUGGUGCUUUAAAAUACUGGAAACGAGCUAUGGAGAUGAGAUACAGUGACAGGACUAAUAUCCUAAGCAAGCCUGUGCCACAAACACUAAUUAUGGCCUACGAUUAUGCUAAAGAGGUAAACAGCUCAGAAGAGCUAGAAAACCUUAUUGCAGACCCUGAUGAGAUGCGAAUGCAAGCACUAUUAAUUAGAGAACGUAUUCUUGGUCCUUCACACCCAGAUACAUCCUACUAUAUUAGGUACAGAGGUGCUGUCUAUGCAGACUCUGGAAACUUCAAGCGAUGCAUCAACUUAUGGAAAUAUGCUUUGGACAUGCAGCAGAGCAAUCUAGAUCCACUGAGCCCUAUGACAGCCAGCAGUUUACUGUCAUUUGCUGAACUCUUCUCCUUCAUGCUGCAGGAUAGGGCAAAAGGCCUGCUAGGCACUACUGUUACAUUUGAUGAUCUCAUGGGUAUACUGUGCAAAAGUGUCCUCGAAAUAGAACGGGCUAUGAAACAAACUCAAUGUCCUCCAGACCCAAUGCAGCUGAACAAAGCCCUUUCCAUCAUUUUGCAUUUAAUUUGCUUGUUGGAAAAAGUACCUUGCAGCUCAGAACAAGAACAUUUUAAGAAACAGACUAUUUACAAGUUUCUUAAGCUUCAGCCGAGAGGGAAGAAUAACUUCAGUCCGCUUCACCUUGCUGUUGACAAGAAUACUACGUGUGUGGGGCGCUACCCAGUUUGUAAAUUCCCCUCUCUGCAAGUUACUGCUAUACUGGUGGAAUGUGGUGCUGAUGUAAACGUCAGAGACUCUGAUAACAACAGUCCUUUACACAUUGCUGCACUGAACAACCAUCCAGACAUCAUGAAUCUUCUUAUCAAGUCGGGUUCACACUUUGAUGCCACAAACUCGCAUAAACAAACUGCCAGUGAUUUGCUGGAUGAGAAGGAAAUAGCAAAAAAUUUGAUCCAGCCCAUAAAUCAUACUACAUUGCAGUGUCUUGCUGCUCGUGUUAUAGUGAAUCAUAACAUAUGCUACACAGGACACAUCCCUGAAAAAUUGGAGAACUUUGUUUUGCUCCACAGAUGAUAGUGUGGAGUCCCAGAGUACUGUUGUUGAAGCACGACUUGGUGACAAUGUUUUUCUUGAGCACUGUUGUGAUACACCAGCGUUCCCUUAGCUUGCUCCAUCUUGCUCUCAUUGGCUAAAGCGUUGUUAGCAUCAGAUUUACAGAGUUGGUUACCCAGUAUUUAAUAUGAAUAUGCCAUAUAAUAUAUUUUGUGGAUUAUUUAGAAAUGUAAUGCCAUAUUUAGACUCUUAAAAUUGUCUGCCAAAGGCUUGUCUAUUCUAGUCUUAUUUGCCUGUUGGGUGUUUGGGACUGAGUUGAAUAUUUUCCACUGAUGUCUUUUUACUAUAACUGUUGUGUGGAUUUUAUACAGUUGGAAGGUCAUCAUUUUUGGUUUUGCUUGAGCAUUUCUACUCUUACUCUAUUCUUUUUCUAUGGACUCAUUGCUAAACUGUAAAAGUUGUAUGGACUUGUUAACAUUUGCAACUACCAUAAGUGCUUUUAUCUUCUCUAUGCACUGGCUUAAACAUGACUGUUGUGUGUGAGCAUAUUUCUAUGCAGCAGUUGGCCAAUUUCAACUUCAAUGCCAAUUUUGUUUUGCAGUUUGUUUGGAGCUCUUUUUGAGAAUGCUGCCUUCAUAGCAUGACAAAUUUUGGAGCUACACAUCAGCUCUCCAAACUUGGGUUUGACUUUUUUAUUCUAGCUGUAACUGAGGUCGCUUUCCUUUUGAUCCUCUGGAAAUUUGUGCUAAAUUUGGGAGAAGAAAUUCUCUCUUUUUCUCACGGUAAUCCACUUGAACUUUAAAUCUGAGAAUCGUUCUAUUGUAUCAUGCAGCUAGGGGAAGAGUCCUCAUCAUGUACAAUUGACACCUUCCUCUUUGCACUAAUGUCUUGCUUGUGCUGGUUAUGUGACUAGAUGUGAACUUUGAGCAAAGUUUAACCUCAAACUUAAUGAUACACUUUAAUGAGAAAUAGAUCAAAUGUAUACUGUAGUUUAAAUUUAAAAUCAACUUCUUUAGCUACAAAAGAAACUAAAGCAUGUUGGUGGCAUGACGCUUAUCAGUCCAGAUCUAGACCUCAUCUAGUAUAAUUAUAAUGUAGUGAGUGGCUGUAUGCCAGGAUAUUGGAAGUUCGAUAGCUGUGUCCCUUUUCCUUCAUUUAAAAUAUCUUUAUAAAUACUUGCAUGGAUUUUUUUCAUCUCUACUAUCUGUCAGCUGUACUUAAAGAAAAAGCAGAAGUUCUGUUGUGUAUAUAGCUCCUGAUUAAAGUUACCUAUUUUUAUAAUAUUUGCACAACAGCUUAGCUUUUACAACAGAAAGGGCUCUUUUGACUUGAUAAGAAAUCUAUAAAUGAAGAUCAUAAAUGAGAGUGAGAUUCAGGUAAUUAAUAUAAUUCAGCACUUUACUGUUGAUUAAUAGUAGAAUUUAUUAUGGCACAUUAGCCCUGCAGAUGUCUUAAAGUGAAAUUCAUUUCUGUUGAGUAGAAUACAGUUUGCCUGGACGUUUAGUAGUCUAGCGUAUUGGAUAUCAUUGACCUGAUGUUUCAUUUCAGUGAUGGGCAGUAGAUGUACCUAUGGAUUUCUUGCUCCAGAAAUUCACACAAGUUGAUGCAGACUUUUUUUCUGAGACAGAGAUACUUAAAAGCCAAAUGAAUUAGACAAAGGAAACAUUGAUUUAGGAGGGUCUUCUCUCUCUCUUUUUUUUUUGGUUUAAUUUCCUGUUGGAGUAUUUUUGUCUUUUGUGGAUGAGGUUGAGGAAGAAUAUGUCUUGAGAGCGUAUAAGAAUAGUUCUUCCUUGCUUCUUGGCUGUUUCAGGUUUCCUUGUAGUGUACAGUGUGGAGCCAACUAGUUACCCAUCCUUGGGAAAAACACUGGGAUGCUUUUAAACAACGAUAUGUUGAAAGCAGUGCUGUUUGUGUAUUGCUACUUUCAAACUCUGUAUUUUGAAGCAACUUUCACCUGUUUGUCCCAUGGCAUACUUACAUUGUUUGUAUGAAAUUCUGAGUAUGAGGAAAUCCUGUUUCUCUUGCGAAUAUGCAGCAGUAAAUUUCUUUUCAAUUGGCUGAAUUUCUCUGAUUUGCAAUGAUUAAAAUACGUGCCACCCAA